AUGCCGCAAGUAUCGGGCGAACUCGACAUGGCCCUAGUACCUAGUGUGCAAGGCCACAUUGGAAAGCUGCCACAAGAGCUGCGGCUGCAGAUUUGCGAACUGUUGCCAGGCCGAGCGCUCAAGAACCUUGGACUGGCCAACAAACGAUGGCGAAAGUCUAGUUCGACUGUGCUCUGGAAGACUUUCAGCUCCCAUCUCCAGGAACGAGGUCGCGAUUUCGACGCGCUACUCUUAUCCCCACCUGACGGAUUUCUCGAUAACGUCAAGAAUCUUAAGAUUAUCCUGUAUUCCGAGGUUUCCGAGAAGGUGCUGCAGCUGAUCACCGUCCUUGCCCAAAACACAUUACGCACCGUGGAGCUACCGACUGUGGACCCCAGCACCUUGGGCCUCUUGAUUCGCUCUCAAAAUCUGAUUGAAGAGCUUGCGUAUCAGCAGCCUGCAAAGAAGCAUGGCUAUGGCUGUCCGGACUCUCGUUUCCUCGUAGGCAACUUGCAAAAGCUUCGAAAAUUGACCAUUACACCCGCCAACGACGACGACUUUAGUGCGUGGCUUCUCAACACACCAGCUUUGGAGACCCUUAAUGUUGCACCUUACAUCGAGUCCAAUCGAUCCAAUCCCAAAUUCGGACAGCUGGCUUCGCUCAAAAGGUGGAAAUAUCCUAGUACUUUCAUACCUCUGAGGCUUCGACACCUUCGCCUGUCGUACAUCAACCUAUUCGAUGGCCCUUACCAUCUGGGGAAGAUCACUGAUCUCCAGUCUCUCGCAGAUCUUGAGAUAAGAUACUGUAUCAAUGUCUCGUCCUUUUUAGAGCAUUUGAGCAUUGAAUACUCCGCACUGGACAGCUUCGCUUUGAAGUCGCUGUGUUUGAUACAAUCUUUGGAAGAACCAGACUUAGUCAAGUUCUUAGAUCAGUUUAUCGGAUGCUUUUCAGGCCUGGAGAGGCUGUUCGUCGCGACUCGAAAUCCUCAGCAUGUCAAUGUGGAGAAUAUAUGUCGACACGGACAAACUCUACAACUUCUCCACUUGGAUCCGUUGUAUCGUCCACAUCGCCUUCCGCUAUCCGAAGCCAGGAACCAUUGCUACACGGCUACCGAGCUCGAGACACUUCUAGUUGGAUGUCCAAAGAUAGAGGAGCUGGGUAUCCAUGUCGCUGCUAUCGAUAUCAGGUCUAUGACCCGUGGCGUGCCGUUCCUGUUUCCUCGGGAGGAGAACUUUGCAAAGACUUUGGACGUAAUAGCCCGCUUUCCUCUGCUACGCAGCUUGCGCUUUACGCAUUUGCUAGCACUGGAGGAGAAUAUUGAGUUCGACAAUCCAGUUGAACACGCGGUACAAUACUCUCAAUUGGCAACCGAGGUCCUACGAUACCUAGUAGCGCGAAGUUCGCACGUCGAGGUUUAUACUACCAGUCCUACAGUCCCCCCGGGUUACCUUGAUAUGGUCGAGGACUUCCAUGGCCAUCAGUGGCCUCGCUACUACUACCUACGUGGAUCAAUGACCUUACCAUUCCGCGGCCAGCACCGCACUGAGGUCGUGGCGGUAGCAGUCAAGAAGGAGGAUAUCGCAGGCUACAUUCGGUGUCCAACAAGCUGA
This is a messenger RNA of Alternaria triticimaculans, 1590 nucleotides long. RefSeq lists its product as uncharacterized. Lineage: Eukaryota; Fungi; Ascomycota; Dothideomycetes; Pleosporales; Pleosporaceae. Gene Ontology annotation, molecular function: protein binding. The record is from RefSeq and is a predicted model, not a curated record. The coding region runs from base 1 to 1590 and encodes 529 amino acids. The transcript has 2 exons.